This is a messenger RNA of Hypoxylon fragiforme, 1359 nucleotides long. Its product is annotated as NAD(P)-binding protein. Lineage: Eukaryota; Fungi; Ascomycota; Sordariomycetes; Xylariales; Hypoxylaceae. The record is from RefSeq and is a predicted model, not a curated record. The coding region runs from base 358 to 1152 and encodes 264 amino acids. The transcript has 2 exons.
AAGCAAUUUUGAAUGCAAGUAUGCGGAUAGAACGACCAGUCAUGUGUCUGUGUCUGUGUGAGAUAUAAGUAUAGGACUUGACUACAAAUAUGGGAUUAAGUGGACGGCAGCGAAACAGAUUCGUAUAUUUACCAGUUGGGGCAACUCCGAUGCGGGGUUGACACAUACUGUCCGAUUCCCGCAUACAUCCCACGGUCAGCUUUCCGGGGAUAUCUGGUGUCUCUUACAUAAACUUCCAAGGUUAUUAGGGGGGUACCUAGUACCUACUCAACAUUAAACCGUGCCUAACAUCCAACGGCACUUACUUCAUCGUUUUACCCCUUGAUCACACCUCCUAUAUUCGGUACCUAGCUAGCUAUGGAGGGGAAAUACGCAACGUACCCAAGCCUCCGCGGCAAAACCGUGCUGAUCACCGGCGGCGCCGAGGGCAUCGGCGCCUCCGCCGUCGAGCUGUUCUGCCGCCAGGGCUCCACCGUCGUCUUCCUCGACAUCUCCCCCGCCUCCGCCUCCGCCCUCAUCUCCAAGCUGGAAAACACACCCGGGGCGACGGUGCCCGCGUUCCUGCACUGCGACGUCACGGACCUGGCCCGGCUGAGGGAGUGCGCGGACACGGUGGUCGCGCAGCACGGCGCCGUCGACGUGCUGGUGAACAACGCGGCGGGCGCGGGCGGCAAGGCGCGCGCGCAGACCGCGAACGUGACGCCCGAGUCCUGGGACCACGACGUCGGCGUCAAUCUGAGGCACCAGUUCUUCCUGACGCAGGCCGUCGUGCCGUCCAUGCGGCGGAAGGGAGCCGGGGGGAGCAUCAUCAACAUGGGCUCGAUCACGUGGCGCAUCCCGACCGUCGGCGUGCCGGUCUACGCGCUGUGCAAGGCGGCCGUCAUGGGCAUGACGCGCACGCACAGCAAGGAGUUUGGCAGGGAUGGGAUCAGGGUUAACAGCGUGAUGCCGGGGGCGAUAUCGACGCAGAGGCAGAUUGAGGAGGUGCUGACGGAGGAGUAUAGGAGGGAGGUUUUGGGCGCGCAGAGUUUGAAGAGGGAGUUGUUGCCCGAUGAGGUCGCGAGGUUGAUUUUGUUUUUGGCGGCGGAUGAUUCGAGUGCGAUUACGGGGAGUAGUUAUGUGGUGGAUGGGGGGUGGGUGGGCGAUGUGUAAGGGGGGGUGUAUUUAUUGGGCUAGUAGGAACUUGACCUUGGCCUCGUUGGGGAAAGGGGAUGGUGAUUUUAGCUAGGUCACCUAAGCUAGAAUAUAUCGUCAAGAGUGAGCAUCUAUUCAUGUAACUCUACCUCUGUCACAAGCUGUGGUUAAGGCGUCAUAUAAUGGUAUUAAUCAGUUUCAAAGUACCUGUCUACUACCUUCCUU